Camelina sativa (false flax) is the source of this 664-nucleotide messenger RNA. Its product is annotated as gamma carbonic anhydrase 2, mitochondrial. The record is from RefSeq and is a predicted model, not a curated record. Lineage: Eukaryota; Viridiplantae; Streptophyta; Magnoliopsida; Brassicales; Brassicaceae.
ACAACUCACUCGAGUAAAAAAAAAAAAAAACGUACACAUUUAGCCACAGAACGCCUCCAUAAACCUUCGCAUUUCACAGAUUCGUCCGUCUUUGUGUAAUCAGAGAAUCACAACAAACAAAAAAAAAAUGGGAACCCUAGGAAGAGCGAUUUACACUGUGGGUAACUGGAUUCGUGGGACUGGUCAAGCUCUUGAUCGCGUUGGUUCUCUUCUUCAAGGGAGCCACCGCAUCGAGGAACAUCUGUCGAGGCAUAGGACGUUGAUGAAUGUGUUUGGUAAAUCUCCAUUGGUGGAUAAGGAUGUGUUUGUGGCUCCGAGUGCUUCUGUUAUCGGUGAUGUUCAGAUCGGGAAAAGCUCGUCCAUUUGGUAUGGGUGUGUUCUUCGAGGUGAUGUGAAUAACAUUAGCGUUGGAUCAGGGACUAACAUCCAAGACAAUACUCUUGUCCAUGUUGCAAAAACCAACAUAAGUGGCAAGGUUCUACCUACUCUAAUUGGGGACAAUGUAACAGUAGGUCAUAGUGCUGUCAUACAUGGGUGUACUGUUGAAGAUGAUGCCUUUGUAGGCAUGGGAGCUACACUACUCGAUGGUGUGGUGGUUGAGAAACAUGCCAUGGUUGCUGCUGGUUCUCUUGUGAAACAGAACACGCGAAUCCCUUCUGGAGAG